This is a messenger RNA of Lontra canadensis (Northern American river otter), 3147 nucleotides long. It is a transcript of the gene EPB41L4A, whose product is annotated as erythrocyte membrane protein band 4.1 like 4A. The coding region runs from base 853 to 2910 and encodes 685 amino acids. NCBI's taxonomy places the organism in Eukaryota, Metazoa, Chordata, Mammalia, Carnivora, Mustelidae. Gene Ontology annotation, cellular component: cytoskeleton. Gene Ontology annotation, molecular function: cytoskeletal protein binding. The transcript has 24 exons. The record is from RefSeq and is a predicted model, not a curated record.
UCCCGACAGCGGCGCGGCCAGGGUGCGGCGCGCGGGUUCCCGUGCGGACCUGCCCGCACCUCGCGGUUCGACCACCUUCGCUCCGCCUUCCGCCCUUAGCCGGGACCCCGCCCGGAAGGGGCGCCCCUUCCCGGCCUCUGGGCCCCCGCUCCGCUCAGGGCUCUCUGCUGACGCCGGGGCCCAGCCCAGCAGCACCUGGGCUGCUCCCGCCCGGGGCGCCACCCCUCGCGCCGCCUGGAGAACUUUCCCGGGAGCCGCCGCGGCCUGCGCGCCCAGGGCACACCCCCAUCCGCCAGCUGGCGCGUUCCCAGCUUGGGCUCCCGCUUCUCCGCCCGCCGGCGCGCCCGCAAGCCCUCCGACUCCCCACUUCUCAGAAUCUCCCGGAGGAGCAGCACUCCGCCGCCACCGCAAGGCGUUCUCGGAGAGCGAGCUUGAACUUGGCUACACACAGUCCCUCAUGAUGAGUUCCAGGGUUCCCAGACGGGAGCCGUGCCCCGCCGAGAGCUGACUUGCGCUCGCCAGUCUCGGACUGCGGGAGGGGCCGCGGCGCCCCCGCCUUCGGAGGAGCCUGAGCCGCAGGAUGCGCGGGGACGCGCCGCCGCCCUCCGCGCUCAGUUCCGCCGGCGCUUCUCCGGCGGCUCCCGGGCGCUGACUCCACCGGCUUCUCCGCCCUUCUUACCUCCAGCCGGCGCCGGGCGCCUCGUCCGCGUGGCCCGGGACUCCGCCGGGAACCGGCCCUUUCGCCCCGGCCGCCGCGCGGACAAUAAAUUAAUGCCUCGCGCCUGAGGGGAGGGGGCGGCUCGGUGCCUGGGUCGCAGCUUUCUCUCCUGACUGGAGACAGCCACAGCCGACAUGGGCUGCUUCUGCGCUGUUCCGGAAGAAUUUUACUGCGAAGUUUUGCUUCUGAAUGAAUCCAAGUUAACCCUCACCACCCAGCAGCAGGGCAUCAAGAAGUCAACAAAAGGUUCUGUUGUCCUUGACCACGUAUUCCGUCACAUAAACCUCGUGGAGAUAGAUUAUUUUGGGCUGCGUUACUGUGACAGAAGCCAUCAGACAUAUUGGCUGGAUCCUGCAAAAACCCUUGCUGAACACAAAGAACUAAUCAACACUGGACCUCCAUAUACUUUAUAUUUUGGUAUUAAAUUCUAUGCUGAAGAUCCAUGUAAGCUUAAAGAAGAAAUAACCAGGUAUCAGUUUUUCUUGCAGGUGAAGCAAGACGUCCUUCAGGGCCGGCUGCCUUGCCCUGUCAACACUGCUGCUCAGCUGGGAGCUUAUGCCAUCCAGUCUGAGCUUGGAGAUUAUGACCCAUAUAAGCAUACUGCAGGCUAUGUGUCAGAGUACCGGUUUGUUCCUGAUCAGAAGGAGGAACUCGAAGAAGCCAUAGAAAGGAUUCAUAAAACUUUAAUGGGUCAGGCUCCUUCUGAAGCAGAGCUGAAUUACUUGAGGACUGCCAAAUCCCUGGAGAUGUAUGGUGUCGACCUCCAUCCUGUCUAUGGAGAAAACAAAUCUGAGUAUUUCUUAGGAUUAACUCCAGUUGGUGUUGUGGUCUACAAGAAUAAAAAGCAAGUAGGGAAGUAUUUCUGGCCACGGAUUACAAAGGUUCACUUCAAGGAGACACAGUUUGAACUCAGAGUGCUGGGAAAAGAUUGCAAUGAAACCUCAUUCUUUUUUGAAGCUCGGAGUAAGACAGCUUGCAAGCAUCUUUGGAAGUGUAGUGUAGAACAUCAUACAUUUUUUAGAAUGCCAGAAAAUGAAUCAAAUUCAUUGUCAAGAAAACUCAGCAAGUUUGGAUCCAUGAGUUAUAAGCACCGGUAUAGUGGCAGGACAGCUCUGCAAAUGAGUCGAGAUCUUUCUAUUCAGCUUCCUCGGCCAAAUCAGAAUGUGGCAAGAAGUCGAAGCAAGACGUACCCAAAGAGAAUAGCACAAACACAGCCAACUGGCUCAAACAGCAUAAAUCGGGUAACAGCAAACAUGGACAAUGGAGAAAAUGAAGGAACGACUAAAAUUAUUGCACCUUCACCAAUAAAAAGCUUUAAGAAAGCAAAGAAUGAAAACAGCCCUGAUACCCAAAGAAGCAAAUCUCACACACCAUGGGAAGACAACGGCCCCCAGAGUGGACUCUACCACUCUCCCAAUGACCGCAUGAAAUCCCCGAAGUUCCCCUACACGCGCCGCCGAAACCCCUCCUGUGGGAGCGAUGACUCUGUCCAGCCAACGAGGAGGAGGAAAGCCCAUAACAGUGGUGAAGACUCAGAUCUAAAACAAAGGAGGAGGUCACGCUCACGCUGUAACACGAGCAGUGGUAGUGAGUCAGAAAAUUCUAAUAGAGAACACCGGAAAAAGAGAAACAGAAUACGGCAGGAGAAUGAUAUGGUUGAUUCAGCGCCUCAGUGGGAAGCUGUAUUAAGGAGACAAAAGGAAAAAAAUCAGGCGGACCCCAAUAACAGACGAUCCAGACAUAGAUCUCGCUCGAGGAGCCCUGAUAUCCAGGCAAAAGAAGAGUUAUGGAAGCAUAUUCAAAAGGAACUUGUGGAUCCCUCUGGAUUGUCUGAAGAACAAUUAAAAGAGAUUCCAUAUACUAAAGUAGAGACUCAAGGUGACCCAAUCCGCAUCAGGCAUUCCCAUUCGCCUCGAAGUUACCGCCAGUAUCGCCGGUCCCAGUGUUCAGAUGGAGAGCGAUCUGUUCUCUCGGAGGUGAAUUCAAAAACGGAUCUCGUACCUCCACUUCCCGUGACCCGUUCUUCAGAUGCUCAGGGUUCUGGUGGCUCCACGGUUCAUCAGAGAAGAAAUGGAUCUAAAGAUAGCCUGAUUGAAGAAAAAUCUCAGGCAUCUACAAGCAAUUUGGCUGGAAAACACACGGCAAAAACAGUAAAAACUGUCCAAGCUUCACGCCUUAAGCUAGAGACUUGAUGCCAAGGAAGAAGGGCCUGGGAUUGGGGGUGGGAAGGGGUAUGUGCCACCUUUACUUUUAAACUGUGAAUUGUUAAUUAUUCAAGUAUAUUGGACCUGCAAGUGUUUAAGAAAAAAAAAAAAAUCGAACCUGUUGCAUCUUUUAAAGGUUUAACAGCAUAUUUGUGCUGAAGGGCCUUUUUAUUUCGUAACUGGAACAGUCUUGUGAAAACUCAUUCACUUGAUGCCCUAUUUUUC